CAAUUGAACUACCCGUCUACUUCUUUACCUCUGAAAAGGUGCCUAAAUAGGAUCGGUAAAGCAUAUCUAACCUGGGAGAAUGGUUACACAGAGCACUGUAUAAAGAUCUGUGUCAAUAAAUAAUUUCAGGAGUUUUUGUGUUUCCUUCAACUGUAUUUUUAAUCCAAAAGUGGUUGAGAGCAUUUUACCUGGAUGUAAGGUGCAGUUCGAAUUCCUACGCGCUGUGGAAAUUACAGGGUCUGUUUGACUAUCUGCAGUCUUGUUUUUAUCUUACAAAUCAACCCCGUGACGGAUAUAAUACUCAUAAAGAUAAAUAAAGGGAUCUUUUCAUAAAGCACAUUGGCGAGACAUUUUGUAUUGCCUAAUGGAGGACGAAGAGGAUUUGGACAGACUACGCUUGCUUUUUCACGCUUGUGAUGCGAAUAAUUCGGGGAGUAUAGAAAAAGAGGAGUUUUUCUCGGUUUGCUCAGAGCUGAAAGUCCAUCCUGCUGAGAUCGAGUGUAUUUUUACCAAGCUGGACGUGGACAGGGACGGAUCCAUCAACUUUGAGGAGUUUGCUAACGGAUUUGAAGGAGUAUCAGACCUGAUCGACCUGGGAAGGAUGGAAAGCGAUAAUGAUGGGCACAACUUCAGACAGGCAUGGGAGUCAUUUCAGCAGAGACUUGGGGAAGAGGCUAAAUUCAUCCCGAGAAAUGAACAAGUUGCUACCUUGUACCAGAACAUCAACCUAACAGAACCCCGACUGGUGCAUCAUUAUGAGCGGGUCGUCAUGAACUUCAUUAGAGAAAUCAAGCUGCAAAACUCAGAAAUGGAGAAUCUGGCACUAGCUGUGAAAAGGGCCCAGGAUAAAGCAGCUAUGCAGCUGAGUGAAAUGGAGGAGGAAAUGGACCAGCGGAUACAGGCAUCUGAGAACAAAAUUAGACAAGAAGAAACCAGAAAAGCUGAAGCUGCUCUAGGUGACAUCAAGUGUCAGUAUGAUUCAGAAGUUUGUGAACUGCAGGUCAAAAUGAAGAAACUGAAAAUGAUAGAAGAACAAUACAAACAUAUCAAUCUGAAGGACAAAGUUGUUGGAUUGAAAAGGAAAAUAAAUGAAUUAACGCUGGAAAAACAGCAACUGAAAAGAGAACUCCUUGAGUCUCAAACAAACAUUGCAUUCCUUCAGAGUGAGCUGGAUUCUUUGAAAUGUGAAUACGCCGAUCAGAGUAUAAUCCUGGAACAGGAUAAAGCAAUGAUAAAAGAUUAUACAGAUGAAAGAGAUCAUCUUACCCGACAAAUAGAGAUACUUCAGUCAGCUAACAGGACACUCCAUGACAGCAAUGAUGGUCUAAGAAGUACACUGGAAAAUAGUUUAAGCAAAUACAAUAAAUCUCUGCAUGUUCAUAACACCUCCCCAGGAAAUACCAUUUCUCAGUCGAGUCCGAAAUUUAGUGGUUGUCAAUCUCCAUUUUAUGAUAGUUUAUCUAACUUCUCCAGGUCCUCUCACUCUUCCUACAUGGAUGAGGACUGUGACAUGCUGGCGAUGUGUGACCCGAUGUGUAGGGUAAGCUGUGAGGUGGAGAGCCUAGCAGAGAGCUGCUUGGACAGUGGCCUCUCAACCCUCCGAGACUCCAACGACUGUGACUCUGAGGUGGAGUUCAGGCUUCAAAAGAACUUCCAAAGGUCACACGAGACGCCAGAGAACUUCGGGGGAGAUGCUUCUGAUGCAGAUGUGCCGGAGAUGCAUGAUGACGUGGCUUACAGUUCUGACGGCAACAGUUCAGCACUUGACUGGAAACCACCAACACUGAUCAGCAGGAGAGAUUCUUCAGCUUCCGUCUCAACACGAAAGUGCAUCUCUGCCAUAUCACCACAAGCAGACAAUAGAGAUAGCAAUUCCAAAUACCCUCAUUCGGAGAAAGCAUACAAGGUUGUCUUAGCUGGAGAUGCAGCCGUGGGCAAGUCCAGCUUCCUGCUGAGGCUUUGUAAAAAUGAGUUCCAUGGAAACACUAGUGCCACACUAGGUGUUGACUUUCAAAUGAAGACACUGGUUGUUGAUGGGGAACCUAUAGUUUUACAGCUGUGGGAUACUGCGGGACAGGAAAGAUUUCGAAGUAUUGCAAAAUCAUAUUUCAGACGAGCGGAUGGAGUUUUAUUAUUGUAUGAUGUAACCUAUGAAAAAAGUCUCCUGAACAUACAAGAAUGGAUGGACAUGAUUGAGGACGUAUCCCAAGGUGAGAUCCCCAUCAUGCUUGUGGGAAACAAGGCGGAUCUGCGUGAGCAAGCCAUAGAGGAAGGAAUAAAGUGCAUCCCAACCAGCUAUGGAGAAAGGCUUGCAAUGGCCUACAAUGCCUUGUUUUGUGAAACCAGUGCUAAAGACGGUUCAAACGUUAUUGAAGCUGUGCUUCACCUGGCUCGUGAUGUGAAAAAGCGGAUCAACAAGGAAGAGGAUUUAGAAUCAGUAACCAGCUUAUCAGGAGUGGAUAGUAAGAAACCAACAAACAUGAAGACAUGUUGCACAGUCUAAAAAAUAUUAAAUCAGGAUUACUGUUGGAAGAAGCUUUUUAAAAACAUAUUGACUAAGGGAUGAGUGCAGCAUCAUGAGGUUUCUUUGGGUCAACAUCUACAUGAGGACGGAACCUUAUGUAAUCUAUCAGUUUCUGGAAAAAAAUGUAUUAAAACAUUAUCACUAUGAACUACCUACAGUAGGUAUGUACAUUUAAAAAUGUAAAAUGGACAGGUCCUCCAUAUAUUCCCUGAUUCUGAUACUCUCAAUAACUUGCUAAAAAAUAUCCUAACCAAGUUGCAUAAAUUGGAUGAGCAAUUCACUUGUAUGUAAAAAAGUAUAACAAAUGUAGUCUGUCUAGAGCAGUAUGCAAUCACAGUGGGGUAUAAUAAAGAUUAGAAAAUGGAUCAGAGAUUUCUUUUAACCUGAUUGGUCAAUACAAGGGCAUUAAUCUCUGGUAAAGGACCUGAAAUGUUAUCUUUCAAACUAUGUUUACUUACUGUUCCAAAUCAAUCCGCCCAAAAAUAUGUAAAUACAGUAUUUGUGCAUUUUACCUUUUUCUGCUUCAUGAAAGAAAAUGUCACUUCUUGUACACAGCCUCUGAAUGUUGUCUACCAAUGUACAUUAAGUCAGCUUCCUCGCUGCCCUAUGCACUCAAUAUCUAUUUAAAUUUAGUAUAGCAAAUAAAGUAAAAAAAUAAAUACAGUCGAGAAUAGUGUUUGCUCUCAGCAGCAAUACAGUAACCACAAUAGCAUCUAGUCUCUGGUUUGAUUGGCGUGUUGUAGAAAUCAAACAACUCAAUGCAGUCUGAUUAUUUUUGGCAACUUUAUUUCAGCAUAUCACAGUAACAACACAGGAUGGUGCUCUUUUAUCUAACAAAGCCAGGAAGAGGCUUAGAAUAAACUUUAUGAGCACACUGUGAACAAACACCAUGUACAGCAUUAACACUUAGACUACUAGACAUUUUGAAUUACUAAAACAUUUUUAUUUUUAUUUUGCUAAUAUGUUUUGGACCAAACGGUAGCUUAAAUACUGAAAUUUACACAAAUACACAAACUGCACUCAAAUCCUAAUAAAAAAAAUAAAAAGUUACUGGUACUUUUAUUUAUUUAAAUGGGGAUUUAUUUAAUGGGAUAAUGAAGCCUGAAGCAACCAGAGCCAUGGAAUUCUGAGCAAACUGCAUUUCUCAUGGAAUUGUGAGGAAAAUGAUUGUAUUCAGUAACAACAAAAACUAGUGCUGCAUUCAAACACAAAAAAAAUCAAACAGAAACAAUUGAAAUGUUGUUUUUUUUUUUGUUUAACGUAUACAUUUUCUAAUAGCAAUAGAAGAAGAGGGUUUAACGUCUGGUAAGGCCCUUCUCGUUAUGUACAAUUAAGCACAUUUAAUUCUCACUACCGCUGUUGCUUUUAGUAUACAGUAUCUUUGACCACCACCUUGGACAUAUACAGACGUGCUCAAAUUUGUUGGUAUCCUUACAGCUCAUUGAAAUAAUGCUUCAUUCCUCCUGAAAAGUGAUGAAAUUAAAAGCUAUUUUAUCAUGUAUACUUGCAUGCCUUUGGUAUGUCAUAGAAUAAAGCAAAGAAGCUGUGAAAAGAGAUGAAUUAUUGCUUAUUCUACAAAGAUAUUCUAAAAUGGCCUGGACACAUUUGUUGGUACCCCUUAGAAAAGAUAAUAAAUAAUUGGAUUAUAGUGAUAUUUCAAACUAAUUAGUUUCUUUAAUUAGUAUCACACAUGUCUCCAAUCUUGUAAUCAGUCAUUCAACCUAUUUAAAUGGAGAAAAGUAGUCACUGUGCUGUUUGGUAUCAUUGUGUGCACCACACUGAACAUGGACCAGAGAAAGCAAAGGAGAGAGUUGUCUGAGGAGAUAAGAAAGAAAAUAAUAGACAAGCAUGGUAAAGGUAAAGGCUACAAGACCAUCUCCAAGCAGCUUGAUGUUCCUGUGACAACAGGUGCAAAUAUUAUUAAGAAGUUUAAGGUCCAUGGAACUGUAGCCAACCUCCCUGGGCGCGGCCGCAAGAGGAAAAUCGACCCCAGAGUGAACAGAAGGAUAGUGCGAAUGGUAGAAAAAGAACCAAGGAUAACUGCCAAAGAGAUACAAGCUGAACUCCAAGGUGAAGGUACGUCAGUUUCUGAUCGCACCAUUCGUCGCUUUUUGAACGAAAGUGGGCUCCAUGGAAGAAGACCCAGGAGGACUCCACUUUUGAAAGAAAAACAUAAAAAGCCAGACUGGAAUUUGCUAAAAUGCAUAUUGACAAGCCACAAUCCUUCUGGGAGAAUGUCCUUUGGACAGAUGAGUCAAAACUGGAGCUUUUUGGCAAGUCACAUCAGCUCUGUGUUCACAGACGAAAAAAAUGAAGCUUUCAAAGAAAAGAACACCAUACCUACAGUGAAACAUGGAGGAGGCUCGGUUAUGUUUUGGGGCUGCUUUGCUGUGCCUGGCACAGGAUGCCUUGAAUCUGUGCAGGGCACAAUGAAAUCUCAAGACUAUCAAGGCAUUCUGGAGUGAAACGUACUGCCCAGUGUCAGAAAGCUCUGCCUCAGUUGCAGGUCAUGGGUCCUCCAACAGGAUAAUGACCCAAAACACACAGCUAAAAGCACCCAAGAAUGGAUAAGAACAAAACAUUGGACUAUUCUGAAGUGGCCUUCUAUGAGUCCUGAUCUGAAUCCUAUCGAACAUCUAUGGAAAGAGCUGAAACUUGCAGUCUGGAGAAGGCACCCAUCAAACCUGAGACAGCUGGAGCAGUUUGCUCAGGAAGAGUGGGUCAAACUACCUGUUAACAGGUGCAGAAGUCUCAUUGAGAGCUACAGAAAAUGUUUGAUUGCAGUGAUUGCCUCUAAAGGUUGUGCAACAAAAUAUUAGGUUAGCGGUCCCAUCAUUUUUGUCCAUGCCAUUUUCAUUUGUUUUCUUAUUUACAAUAUUAUGUUGAAUAAAAAAUCAAAAGCAAAGUCUGAUUUCUAUUAAAUAUGGAAAAAACAAUGGUGGAUGCCAAUUACUUUUGUCAGUUUCAAGUUAUUUCAGAGAAAAUUGUGCAUUCUUCGUUUUUGGUACCAACAAAUUUGAGCACGUCUGUAACUCAAGACCUCUCACUGGCCUUGUUUAAUUCUAGAAGCACAACAAUGCCAUUUCAGAUAAACACUGGAGUUCUUGUUCACUAAAAUAAAUGGAAAUUAGCAGACAUUGAAUAUUCUAAUUAUAAACAAGAGAUAAGACAACUCUAAAAGGUGAACAUUUUUUUCUUUUCAAAUACUUUUCAAGAGAGUAGGAGUAUUUAAUCAGUAUCAGAAUCCAUCUAGAAGUUGCUAGGAUACGGUAACUUUUUGAACGAGAUGACAUUGUAAAAAAGAUAGAGAAAAUUGUAUUUAUGCAAUAUUAGACAGUUUGCUGCAAUAACAAAAGGCAGUUCCUUUGCCUUUUGCACCCUCUUGUGGA
Messenger RNA from Acipenser ruthenus (sterlet), 5913 nucleotides. RefSeq names its product ras and EF-hand domain-containing protein-like. Gene Ontology annotation, molecular function: GTP binding; GTPase activity; calcium ion binding. NCBI's taxonomy places the organism in Eukaryota, Metazoa, Chordata, Actinopteri, Acipenseriformes, Acipenseridae. The transcript is spliced from 17 exons. The record is from RefSeq and is a predicted model, not a curated record. The coding region runs from base 365 to 2503 and encodes 712 amino acids.